Molecule: messenger RNA, 2549 nt
Organism: Astyanax mexicanus (Mexican tetra)
Lineage: Eukaryota; Metazoa; Chordata; Actinopteri; Characiformes; Acestrorhamphidae
Gene: p4htma
Product: prolyl 4-hydroxylase, transmembrane a
Exons: 9
Coding region: 562-2028 (488 amino acids)
Biological process (GO): peptidyl-proline hydroxylation to 4-hydroxy-L-proline
Cellular component (GO): endoplasmic reticulum
Molecular function (GO): procollagen-proline 4-dioxygenase activity; iron ion binding; L-ascorbic acid binding
Source: RefSeq, a predicted model, not a curated record
UAUAGAAAAUGCAGAUUUUAAUAGCGUUAAGCUCGAUAAACGGACAUCAUUCAGAGUUGAAAUUGAAAGUUAAACAGUGCUUUUAUUUUGAAGGCGAAUGUGUGAAGACAUUUUUAAUGCUGAGUCGUUAGUGGGGGGCUUCACAGUUUCAAGGACGCUUGACAGCAGCAGCAGUUCAGUCUCUGUGUGCUGUAUUUAUUUACAGGAUUAAAAUAUUACAUUGAAUGAAUGACAGUGAGAGGACUGUGUGUAGUAUCUCGCUGUAGGGUCUGGUAACGCUAUGAGAGCCGCGGACACCGGGAUUAUCCUGUUAGAAAAGCUACAGCUACUAGUUAUCUGCGUAUCGGGUGUUUAACGGGUAGCCGGGUUAGCUUCACUGAGCCCGGUGAGAUCAACAUCAGCUGGAGCCGCGGUUCACACUUCCCACAAUAAUCCGGAUUAAUGUCUGAAAGAUAGCGAGUGGUUUAUGAAUCGGUGUUGUUAGCCAGGUUGGGGGUUUCUGUGCUGCAGGAUGAGCAGGUAGAGGGACGCGGUGCGUAUCCGAGCUGUGGUUAGUUAGAGAUGGUGGAGUACCAUGAGAAUUUACAGAGCGCGCAGAGCUGCUCGGAUGGACCCGCUCUGUCCUACCGACCUCCCGGGCCUCCUCCCCCGCUGCUCGGCCGGGACUGUCCCCGGCUCCAGCGGAGCAGCGUGUGCUCCCGGGCUUACUUCGUGGUGGUAAUGGUUUUCUUCCACCUGUAUAUAAUAAAUAUCAUCGCCCUGCUGCUGUAUGUGCACUAUAACACCGGGACCGGGGAGGCUCCGAGCAGCGAGCCCAGCCUCCCGGACAGAAGCCCGAGUGUACCGAUCGCUCCUCCGGCGCCCAGCGAGCUCCACACGGCCUCUCCAGCUCAGAGCUUCCAUCUAACACGCCUGGAGGGCAUACGGGUGGGUCACAAGCAAACAGUGUCCCUCAUUCCUGACAGGACUCAUAAACUGCGGACCCUCAGCCUGAAACCACUGUUAUUCGAAAUUCAAGGCUUUUUGAGUCCAGAGGAGUGUGGGGUGGUAAUGCAGCUGGCACAGUUGAAGGGCCUAACAGGCAGCCCACAGCCAGUGCCCAUAGACAGCCAGGAGGAGCAGCUGACUCAGGAUGAGCUCUUCAGUCUGCUGGACCUCAACCAGGACGGCUUACUGCAGAGAGAAGAGAUUUUGGGACUGUCACUCUCUAAAGAUGGAUCCUGGCUGAGCUCAUACAACUUGCGGGAAAUCCACAUGGGUCUCGAAAGAAACCCUGCCGGAGUGCUUUCACUACAGGAGUUCAGGAAGGUGAGUGGCAGUGUUUUCCGGCAGGGCGGUCCUGGGCAGGGCUUGUAUGGACAGAACCAAAUUAGACAGAAGAGCACACAAACCCGGCUGUACCUGGGGGAGGGCAGUCAUUACCUACUAAAGAGCAUCAGAAACAGGGUAACUCGUUUGACUCGACUACCGUCGCCAUUGGUUGAUCUCAGUGAGCCGCUGGAGGUGGUUCGCUACGAGCAAGGUGGAUACAGUCACGCCCAUCACGACAGCAGCCCCUCCCAUCCAGACAGCUGCUGUGCUCACACACAUCUGGCUGCAAACAGUUCCGCUCCCAAUCAGAGAUCCUGCAGGUACAUGACUGUGCUGCUGUUUCUGAAUUCGGUGGGCGAAGGCGGGGAGAGCAGCUUUCCUGUGGCAGAUAACCGGACCUACGAGGAAGAGGCCUUGGGUGACCUCUUUCAGCAGUACUGUGUAAAAGGGAAUCUGAAGAUUAAGCCUGUAGCUGGAACAGCCCUGCUGUGGUAUAACCACCUCUCAGAUGGGAAUGGGUGGGUAGGUGAACUGGACGAGUUCUCACUGCAUGGUGACUGCGCUGUUACUCGAGGCCACAAAUGGGUAGGCAACAUCUGGAUCAAUGUGGACCCUGACCAUCUACGCCAGGAGCGCUACCAGCGCUUGGUCUCUGGGCAACCCCUAAAGUCCGAAGAUCGGGGAGCACAGCACGGUGAUCUCCACGAGGAUUUAUGAGCUUUAUAGCUUUCCACCAACACUGCCCUUGUUGUGCUCGGCUAAGAUUGUUUUUUUGCACCAAAAUACUCAUUUUUAUCAUUGUAACGCACACUCUAAAGCUGAACUCAGGUUUUCAGUAAUGGCCGACUUAGCUAACAGCACCUUUUGUAGUUGUACUGCAGCCUGGAGUGGGGCAGAUAUAUGGCACAUAACUAUAAAACACUUUUAGUACUUUAUAUACCUCAAAGCAAAUACUAUCAAAAGCAAAUAUUUGAUUAAAAGUCUAUUUAUUGAGGAAGUUAUUUAUUGACUGUUGCAUAUCUACUGUAAGUUAUUAAUUUAUUUGUUCAGUGAAAUUUAUUUAAUGCACUUUAUUUGCACAUACUGUAUUUUCCUCUGUCGUUGUUUGGUGUACACAAUGAACUUUUUUUUUGGUUUAAUUUAUUGCAGUACAUACAUUUUAACUGUGAUUAUCCAGUUAAAGGUCCUAAUUAAGAUUUUAAGUGAUUAAUAAAUAAAAACCACUGAGUCUUUCUUAA